AGAACGUAGCGUUCACCUACUGGAACUCUGGAGAACCGAACAAUUUUGGUGGCAAUGAGAAGUGUGUUCAAUUCAUUCCUAGUGCGACUUGGAAUGAUUCUCCAUGUUCCAAAUAUAUGUACUGUUUCUGCUAUGAUGGAGUGACGAACAGUUUCAUCCUUGUUAAGGAUAAGAACAGAACUUGGUAUGAGUCCCAGAGUUACUGCAGACAACAUUAUACAGACCUCGCCACUGUACGCAACAUCGAUGAUCAGAAUAAACUAAAAGAGUUGAUGGACCAACACUCAACGUAUGAAUAUAUUUGGAUCGGUAUGUACCGGGAUUUCUGGAAGUGGUCAGAUGGAACAAACAUCACCUCUAUGAAAUGGAUAUCUGGACAACCAGUUCACAUUCUGCAAAAUGAAGCAUGUGCAUAUGCUAAUUCUGAAGGUGAAAUUGGUAAUGGAGCAUGCUCAGAUCAGCUUCCAUUUGUUUGCAACAAUGUGAUGAGGAAGAUCAUUGUGAGAGUGGAGCUAAAAUCAGAUGGUAAUGUGACCGAUCCUCAACUUCAGGAUUUCAUCCUACAGCAGAUACAGCAGAAACUGAAGCAGCGUGGAAUGACAGCAGACGCUGAAGUGACGUGGAAUGUCCAAGCAGACAGUCAGGUGUUCCACAAGAAAGAGAACUACACAAGAUAGCACCAGUGGGAAGAUUGUGAUUGUGAUCAAGAACACAUUACUGACCUCUAGAGGACAAUCAAAUGUAGAGUACAUAGGACUACAGCUUGUGGUUCUCAACUAGAUUUGCUGCAGGACCAUUUUACAUAGGAUAUCAAGUAGAGACUCAAAACUGUUUCAACAUUGUUUAUCAUUGUUUUAACCAAGAUAAAACAGAAAACAUAGAGCAAACUGACUCAUUAAAACUUCCUAUAAGUUAAAGUCAAACAAACUGUUUCUCUUUGUAUAAUUGAAUCCCAACAAAAUCUUGAGAAAAUCAGUGUUUAGUCUCUGAUUAGACAGAUAUUC
Molecule: messenger RNA, 1004 nt
Organism: Xyrauchen texanus (razorback sucker)
Lineage: Eukaryota; Metazoa; Chordata; Actinopteri; Cypriniformes; Catostomidae
Product: C-type lectin lectoxin-Phi1-like
Exons: 4
Coding region: 117-677 (186 amino acids)
Source: RefSeq, a predicted model, not a curated record